AUCUAUUUUCUACCAGCUGUUGAGUGGUUACGCAUUUGUAAAUAAAAUGUGAAUACAAUUUCACUUUUUUGGAAAUAUAUUGAAAAUAUUUAUAAAAAUUAAUUAAAAAUGUUUUCAAUAAUACGAAACUGCUCUCCGCUCAAACGGCUGCCCUUCAAAACACUCUGUCUACAAGAAAACCCAUUAAAUUCUCUAAUUAUACCUAUAUCCUACGUUCACACUACACCGGUAUGUAAAACAUUUUGGGAACGUGAGAAAAAAUCCGGUUAUAAAACUUCAUUGCCGCAACCAUCCAAAAAGAAAUUGAUACUAGAUGGUUUGAGAGAACUCAAAGAGGAAAUUCACUUAUGGAGCGAAGAAAUGAAGGAAAAAUUAGAAUCAGAUCCCAUACUUGUUUAUCGACCGGGUGAAACUGAUAUUGUUUUUAAUUUCAAAGAUAAAUCAUCAUUAGAUAAAUGGAUAGUGACUACCGAUAUGGAUCAUAAUGAAGGUAAAAGUACAGCUUCAUUGGAAUUGAGUAAUUCGGGAGCGGGUCUCUUUCAUGGAGAGGUCAAUUCGGAACACAUUAAGGAUGGUGUUAUAAAGAGAACGGGUUAUGCAAAUAUACGCACGAAACGUGUGAGAAAAUCAUUUAAACGUGAGGCUACUUAUGACUGGAGUCAAUACAAUAUGUUGGUUUUAAAAAUACGUGGUGAUGGUCGUAGUUAUUUAAUUAACUUACACUGCGAAGGCUAUUUCGAUUUGAUGUGGAAUGAUGUUUAUCAUUAUGCCCUGUAUACAAGAGGUGGACCACAUUGGCAAAUAGCUAAGAUCCCUUUUUCGAAAUUCUUCUAUUCAUCAAAAGGACGUGUACAAGAUCGCCAACAAGCCAUACAAUUAAAUCGCAUUACCCAUUUUGGUUUUUCGGUAGCUGCUAAAAAUGGUAUGGAUGGUCCCUUUAAUUUAGAAAUCGAUUAUGUGGGACUCGAAUUCGAUCCUAGUCAUCGUGAAGAAUUUGCUUAUGAAAUGUAUCAAACACCAAAAUAUAUUGUAGCCACAUAAUAGAAAGUUUAACGAUUGAAUAGAUAACCAAUUUGUUAAAAAAA
Messenger RNA from Lucilia sericata (common green bottle fly), 1085 nucleotides. RefSeq names its product complex I intermediate-associated protein 30, mitochondrial (gene CIA30). Gene Ontology annotation, cellular component: mitochondrion. The record is from RefSeq and is a predicted model, not a curated record. Lineage: Eukaryota; Metazoa; Arthropoda; Insecta; Diptera; Calliphoridae. Gene Ontology annotation, biological process: mitochondrial respiratory chain complex I assembly; mitochondrial electron transport, NADH to ubiquinone. The transcript has 3 exons. Bases 109 to 1041 code for a protein of 310 amino acids.